Fusarium venenatum is the source of this 1335-nucleotide messenger RNA. RefSeq lists its product as uncharacterized. The record is from RefSeq and is a predicted model, not a curated record. NCBI's taxonomy places the organism in Eukaryota, Fungi, Ascomycota, Sordariomycetes, Hypocreales, Nectriaceae.
AUGAAGUUCUCCGCUGCUUGUCUCGCCCUUUCUGUUGGUGUCGCUACCGCUUCUCCUGUCUUCCGCAUGCCCAGCUUUGCCAAGCAUGCUACCCGUAGCAAGACUAUUCGCAAGCGUCAGGUUCCUCAGGAACACUCUCACGACUUUGUCCUCACCAUCACCAAGGAGUUUCUCGAUCUUGACAACCCCAAGGAGAUUGCUGAUCCUGUCUUUGGUCUUCUCGGUGAUGCUGCUGCCGAGGAGGGCGCGGGCCAAGUCACAAACUUGGCUUGUCUGAAGCAGGAGACUGCUGAUCAGGCCUUCACCAACGCCAAGGCUCUCGGUGACCUUCGCGGUAUGGCCGCUUCGCUGCUGUUCCAGGCUAUUGAGCGCAACACCGCCGGUGUUGGUGUCGCCAGUGCUCUUUGCACAGAUGCUGCUGUCAACCCCGAGAUUGCGGCUCUUACUCAACACCAGGAUGCUGCUGGUGAGGGUGCUGAGGCUGUUAACAAGGCCGUCACCCUUGAGCUUGCUAGACAAUUGGCUGCUAUCGGCGCUGACCCCAACCUGGCUCUUCUCAGUGGCACUUUUGCCCCUGGAGAUCUCAACGAUGCUACUGGCGCUGGAAACUCCUGCGAUACCGAGGAGCCUGACCUCGGAUGUAUCUUCUCUGAAGGCCUCCUUGUUCUUGACGCUUCAGAGGCUGAGAUUUCCGCCGCUGUUGCCGAUGUUGCCCAGACUUUCACCGGUACCGGUGGUAUCUUUGCCACUGAGUUGGUUGAUCUGGCUUCUUUCUCUGUCGCUUCCAACACUGAGGUUGCUGAUCUUGCAACCAUUGUCGGGGGCGCUGCAGCAACUGAUGCUGCCGCCACUGACGACGCUGCCGCUACCGAGGAUGCUGCCGCCACUGCCACUGACGAUGUUGCUACUGAGACCGCCGCUGCUGAUGACACCGCUGCUGUCACUGAAACUGCCGCCACCGAGACUGCUGUCACCGAGACUGCUGUCACUGAGACCGCGACCGCGACCGCCACUGACGGUGCUGGAAAGGGAUGCCGUGUCAAGCCAACCGACACUGCUGCAGGUGCCACCCAGACCGCUGGUACAACCAUCACCACUGCCAUCCGACCUGGUGCCACUGAUGUUGGCCGUGGUGGUGGCCGCGGCGGUAACCGCGAUGACGACCGUGAUGAUGACCGCGAUGAUGACAGCGACGACGAUGAUGCUGAGGAUGAUGACGAGGAUGAUGAUGACCGACGGGGCCGUGGUGGUAACAACCGCGCAGACCGUGUUCGAGAGGGCGCUCGUGCCAGACUUGGUGAUGGUAUCAGCCUGCCUCUUCUUCAGGGUAUCUAG